Molecule: messenger RNA, 927 nt
Organism: Komagataella phaffii GS115
Lineage: Eukaryota; Fungi; Ascomycota; Pichiomycetes; Pichiales; Pichiaceae
Exons: 1
Coding region: 1-927 (308 amino acids)
Molecular function (GO): 4-hydroxy-tetrahydrodipicolinate synthase activity
Source: RefSeq, a predicted model, not a curated record
AUGUCUCCAGUACCUCCUGCUCCAGGAAUUUACACUCCAGUACCAACAUUCUUUAAGAACGACGGUUAUACCAUCGAUUUCGACGCUAAUGUCAAGCAUGCGAAGUUUUUGAAAGACAACGGUAUUGCUGGUUUAGUUAUCAUGGGUUCCACCGGUGAAGGUGUCCAUUUGACUAAAGAGGAGAGAGCUGCAACUAUAAAAGCUGUUCAUGACGCUCUUCCAGAUUUCCCCAUCAUUGGUGGUGUGGUUCAAAACAGUGUACAAGAUGCCCUGGAUGAGAUCGAUUCCAUCAAAGCUGCAGGAGCCACCCAUGCUGUAGUCCUUUCAAGUAAUUACUACGGUGCUGGUAUCAAGCAACAAGGUAUCAUUGACUGGUUUACUGCCGUUGCAGACAAAGCUUCUCUCCCAAUUUUGGUGUACGUUUACCCAGGAGUUUCCAAUAACUUGUUCACCGACCCUGCCACAGUAAUCAAGCUAUCUGGGCACCCAAACAUUGUUGGCACUAAAAUUUCACACGGUGACGUAUCCCAUCACACAAUAAUUGCCACUGAUAAGAAUGUCCAGCAGAAUAACUUCAACACUUUUACUGGCCUUGGACAAUUGCUAGUUCCAACUCUUACCAUCGGCUGUAAAGGAACCAUCGAUGCUCUUUCUGGUGCCUUUCCUAAAAUUUACGUUAAAAUCUUUCAAUUGGUGCAGGACGGCAAGAUUGAGGAGGCAGUAAAACUGCAGAACACUGUAUCUAGAGGCGAGGAGAUCGUGGUUAAUUUUGGCGUCAUUGGAAUCAAGAAGGCUAUUCAUUUGGGAGCCGGAAUAGGUGAAAACUAUCUAGGUAGGGCCCCAUUGAACCAGGAUUUGCCUGCUGGAGCUUGGGAAAACUUGGAGCACUACUUCAAGGAGAUUCAAGCUGUUGAAAGGACUUUGUAG